AUGCCGCCAACAAGGACGAAGAGAUACACAGGAUGUUGGACGUGCAAAGCACGAGCAAUUAAGUGUGAUGAGAACAAACCUUCUUGUAUUAACUGCAGAUUUUCAGGAAAUUCUUGCGAAGGAUUCGGAGUGAAACUCAGCUGGCAGAAUAAUUCCAAAGGAAGACCUCAGUUUGACAAAACUAGAUCCUUGGUGCUGAACAAGUGGGGCGAAUGUGACUUGCUAAAUGAUUCGCAAGUUGAGCUGUUUUUAAGCAGCAUAGAUUCGGCUUCUCGAUUCAUCACCUCUGAUGGGAAAGAGUGCAGAUAUGGUCCUUUUCGAGUCUUUAGCCUGAAAGAGCCAGCUAAGAAUUUUGUGGAUAAAAAGCUAAAAGUCAUGUCUCUACUGGGACCUCACGUGGGAAAAGACGUUGAGAGCUUGCUUUUUGACUUUUGGGACCAUCACCUUUGUAAAUUUAUGGUUCCAGUGAACGAUGAGAAGAUAAACCCUUAUAGAAUGGUUAUGCAAACCAUUCAGGAUCAUUCAAUACCUUCUGAGGUUAGGAAUGCAGUAUUGCAUUCGGUGUAUGCAACUUGUUCCAGUUUUUUGGCCAUCAGCAAAGAACACAUGCAGCCAGGCUCAUGGUACCAAGACAUCGACUUCAAGGAAUACUGGAAAGUGCACAAACGUAAGGCAAUGGACCAUGUGUCUAUUGCCUAUCUACGAAAAGCAUCAUACUCUCCUGCAGAUCUUGGGCUUCUGGCUGCUGCAAUAUCAUUUCUUCUCACCAUUGAUAUUUUUCACAUCUCAGAAGAAUGGCAAAUUCAUUUCAGGGGAGCGCUAUCAACACUAAAAACCAUGAAUCAGCUGGGAUAUGGAACCGAUGCAAUGGAUCCAUCUGUCUACUUUGCUCAGUUAAUCAAGUUGACAUAUCUUUUCAGUACUCUUCAUAUUUACCAGGAUGACGUCUGCAACAAGUAUAUAUCCGUGGUCGACUUGGAUUGUAUACAGUUUGAUGUUAUUCAUGAAACUGAGUCAUUGAUGUACCGAAAUACAGGUGUCACUGAGAGUAUGAUCAGGUGUCUGGCUGAAAUCGUGAAAUACCUUCAACUUGGUGAGACGAUUAAAAGCAUACAUGAAAUUGAAAUGGAUAUUGAGUUAUGUCAGCCACAGCAGUUAUUUGAGGGCUGUGAAUCAAGAAAUAGUUUGAUUGUAUACCACCAGUCGAUGAUGUUCCACAUUGCAAUGAAAUUGCUGUUUAUGAGGGAGGUGAAAAACCGGAGUCCGUUUGAGCUACAGGAUCUUGCGACAAAUGGUAUUGAACACAUAAAGGCUGACAAUGACAUCACCACAGGUUCCAAUGGAUUUGGACUGUUAUGGCCUUUCUUCGUGAUAUCAUGCGAAACAACCUCUGCCUCAAAACAGCAAAUUCUACAGAGUUUUCUAGAACCUUACAAGUCAUACAGUGGGACCAGCAUGCAGAGAGCGACCCGUAUAAUUUACGCUGUAUGGGAAAAAAGGAAAAAUGGGGGCAAUGUGAGCUGGAUAGACGUUGUGAGGGAGCUUGAUCCGACGAUUCUUCUUUCCUGA
Kuraishia capsulata CBS 1993 is the source of this 1569-nucleotide messenger RNA. RefSeq lists its product as uncharacterized. Gene Ontology annotation, cellular component: nucleus. The transcript has a single exon. Gene Ontology annotation, molecular function: transcription cis-regulatory region binding; DNA-binding transcription factor activity, RNA polymerase II-specific; zinc ion binding. The record is from RefSeq and is a predicted model, not a curated record. The coding region runs from base 1 to 1569 and encodes 522 amino acids. Gene Ontology annotation, biological process: positive regulation of transcription by RNA polymerase II. Lineage: Eukaryota; Fungi; Ascomycota; Pichiomycetes; Pichiales; Pichiaceae.